Messenger RNA from Myzus persicae (green peach aphid), 971 nucleotides. RefSeq lists its product as uncharacterized. Lineage: Eukaryota; Metazoa; Arthropoda; Insecta; Hemiptera; Aphididae. The transcript is spliced from 5 exons. The coding region runs from base 97 to 969 and encodes 290 amino acids. The record is from RefSeq and is a predicted model, not a curated record.
UUUUGUUGUAGAUUAUUGUAAAUAAUAAAUUUUUUAAUACAGGUUAAUUCUUACAUACAUCAGACUGCAGUACAAACUGAACGAGAAAAAGAUUUGAUGUUGGAUCUUAUUUCAGAAAACAAAUUAUCUGUUGAUUCAUUUGCUUCUUCGGAUAUACAAGCUAAUGCAUGGAAUACCAUUUCUGAAGCGUAUAACCAACUGCAAACCAGUGGGAUAAAAACUAUAGAUGAAUUAAAAACGAUGAAUCAACUUUUAUACAAAUCGGCCAAAUCUGAUUUAAAUAAUGAAAAAAGAGACAUUUACAAAACUGGAGGAGGACAAUCUCAAAUUCAUUCUUCUACUAUAAGCAACAAAAUAAUUGGAAUGAUGGGUAACCGAUUUGAAUCAGUAGAAUCACCUUAUGAUUGUGAUGGCGAUUUUCCUAGUACAUCUGCAGUUAUAAAUAAAAGUUAUACUCCAGUUUAUACUGACGAUCAAUAUGUUGAAAUUUUUGAUGAAUGUAGUCCAGUAGAAUAUUCUUAUUUGGGCCCUAAUGAUAUGGAAGUAAAUGCUUUAGAACCGAUAUCUCUUAAAUUUGAUGAUGUGGUAGAUGAUCAACACGCAGCAUAUGAAAACAUAACUAGUCACAAGCAGUCAACACAAAAAGCAAUCGAAACUUCAACGCCACGAGAAAAAUUUCCCAAGAGUUCAACAACGCGUGUACCUCCCAAGAAGAUAUAUGAAAAUUUAAAUGAACUUACUAACAAGCAAUUAAGUUCAUAUAAUUUAAAGGAAUCAUUUAUAAAUGACAACAACAAUCUUAAAAGAAAACAGUCUGAUAAAAAGCUAGAAAUUUUAGAAAUUGAAAAAAUUGUGGCAAUUGAAAAACUGAAGGGAGAAAGAGACAAUUAUAUUUCCCAAGCCAAGCAAAACAAGCUAAAAGAAGAGAUUUUAGAAUACGAAUUGAAAAAAAAAUUAAAAGAAUUAUAAGA